Ostreococcus lucimarinus CCE9901 is the source of this 663-nucleotide messenger RNA. RefSeq lists its product with no specific name. The transcript has a single exon. Bases 1 to 663 code for a protein of 220 amino acids. Lineage: Eukaryota; Viridiplantae; Chlorophyta; Mamiellophyceae; Mamiellales; Bathycoccaceae. The record is from RefSeq and is a predicted model, not a curated record.
AUGGCGACGCGACGCGCGCGAGCGACGACGCGACAGCCGCGCGCGAAGGACGCCGCGGCGGACGCGGCGGACGCGCGCCGGGGGAAGGGCGCGGCGUCGACGCGGGAACCGCGACGGGCGGAGCUGCGCGCGGAGAAGGCGGCGCGAUGGCCGAUGUGCAUGGCGAUCGCGAUCGAGAAGACGACGGUGGUGCGAGGGGUGGUCGUCGCGUGCGCGGCGGUGGCGCUGGCGGUGGCGCUGACGUUGAUGGAUUGGAGCGACGACGGGGCGGGGGCGUUUUUGAGAAAGAUUCGAUGGGCUCUGAACCCGUUGAGCGUGUUCGUGGCGUGCGAACUUAACGUUCUCAUCACCGCGUUCGUGGUGUUGUUUCCGGUGACGUACGCGCAGGCGGCGAUCGACGAGCGAGAGGGAGUGGAGGAGAGCGACACGCUGCGGUUGUUAAAACUGCCAGCCAUCGUCGCGGAGUUCGCGGUCGGGAGCAAGGUGGCGAUCGCGCGCUUGGGGGACGUCAUCGUCAGAGAUUUUUCGCUCUUCAUGGUCGUUUACUUGUCGUUCGCUGGGUAUUGGCUCGCGUUGGAUGGCGAUCCGAUCGAUAGCGGCGUCGGCGCGUCGAGCGUGCACGAAAUGGAGGGCGGCGUCUCCGUGCACUCGUUGGUGCAAUAG